Molecule: messenger RNA, 495 nt
Organism: Salvelinus namaycush (lake trout)
Lineage: Eukaryota; Metazoa; Chordata; Actinopteri; Salmoniformes; Salmonidae
Product: transcription factor HES-5-like
Exons: 2
Coding region: 1-495 (164 amino acids)
Biological process (GO): regulation of transcription by RNA polymerase II; regulation of neurogenesis; anterior/posterior pattern specification
Cellular component (GO): nucleus
Molecular function (GO): protein dimerization activity; RNA polymerase II cis-regulatory region sequence-specific DNA binding; DNA-binding transcription factor activity, RNA polymerase II-specific
Source: RefSeq, a predicted model, not a curated record
AUGGCACCUACAAUCACUUCAGCUAUGAUCUACUCUAAGAACCACCUGACUCUGACCAACAAGCUAAGAAAGCCAGUGGUGGAGAAGUUACGCAGAGAUCGUAUCAACAGCAGCCUUGAGAAGCUCAAGUCUCUCUUGGGUCCAGAGAUCCUCAAUCAGCAGCCCGACUCCAAGCUGGAGAAAGCAACCAUCCUGGAGAUGACAGUUAGCUUCCUGAAACGACAGCAACAGUAUCAACCAUUGAGCUCCUCCUCCUGCUCAGCACCUGACAAUCAGGGUUACUCCAGGUGUGUCCAAGAGAUUGUGCACUUCCUGUCCAAGGAUGAGGUGAAGACACACUCCCAGAGAAGACUACUGAGCCACUUCCAGAGCCUGCAGCCAUCCUCUGAUAAGAACAGGAGGGAGAGUGACCUGCUUCAGUUGAGCACCCCAGCCCAGCACAGCAUGAGCAAAGAGAAGGGUCCAGUCAACAGGGCCCUAUGGAGGCCCUGGUAG